AGGAAGCAAGCGGGACCAAUAGAAAGAGACAGGGAGUUCAACAUAAAUUCAACGAGCAAAGUGCGCAGAAAAAAACAAACAAUUGAAAUUGAAAACGUUACGCAUGCGCCGCUUUUCCGAUCAAACUUGACUUUGUGGGGGCUUUCCCUGGAAAUCCGCAUAUACUAUGAUUUGGUAUUGCAGCUGCUGUUUCUGUCGCUCGACUUUCAAACCUAUCGAAUAUCAAAGCGAGGCAGCAAGAGAUAAAGCAACACAGCUUGGAAGCUGAAAAUGAAAAUCGCAAUUGGAAACGUGAGGUUGAAAUGCAGUUCCCUUCUCUCCACUCAAACCACCCAACGCAUCCAAAUCCACAUCCACGCAUCUUUUCCGUUCAGUGAGCAUCUCACCCAUCUCAGCCGAUGAAAUUGAAUCUGCUCCGGCUGCAAGGCAAUAAAAGUGGGCGCCUGACCAGAGAGAUGCGUCACAAGUCGGUCGACAGCCAGCGCACUCAUAAGUUAUGGAGCCAUGGAUCUGGAUAUCCUGAAUCAGCACUCCUCAUCCAACAUUCCCAGGAUCGCCAUUUGGGGCACAUGGAGCCUGCUGCUGGUAUCGAACUUCGCCGGCUGUCAGGCCGUUCCGGGCGGAAGCAGCGGGGAGCGUGUCCAUAUCCGACUCCACAUGCCGGAGGUGGUGCGUCAGCAUACGCAUUUCCACAACGUCUACAAGUUGCCGCGGAAAAUUCACCCGGUUCCCGUACCGCCACCCACAACGAUCGCAACGAUACAUCCGAAAUUUGCGGGAAAACCUCAGGUUCAACUUUUGGGUUAUACAACGGCAGUUGGGAGUACCGGACCAAUGGCUCCCAAUCUGAUGCAACUGAUGGGCACGGCAGCCACGCCCACUCUCAUGCCUACGCCCAGCAAUAUGGCGCCCAACUAUGGACCAGCUUUAUUCGAUAAUUACAAUCUGGAGUCGGCUUUAAGUGCAACAACCACCACAACGACAAUGAGACCUCAGAUUUUAAAAACCUCUAAGCAGCAACAACAAUUGUUGCAACAAAUUUUCACACCUGAAAAACCAGAAGAGGAGGAUAAUUCUGUGGAGGAUAAUCAAUUGGAGAGCAAUUCUUUACUAAACAAUGAUUUUCUAGAAGCUCUGCAAAGGGAAUAUCUCUCAAGAUUCGGUGGACGACGAAAGCGAAAGAAAUCCAGUUCAAAAUUAAGGAAUUCAAACAAGGAAUAUUCGAAUUACUUUAGGAGUAAACCGAACUAUUAUCGAGAUGAAGAUUUGUCGGAGAACUUUGAAGACUACCAGGAUGAACAGCCACAGCAGCAUGAGGAUUACGAAGAAGUGAUGGUAAUGAGUACGCCCAAUAAACAUGGUGGUUAUUAUGCUACAGGAUCGGAGGAAAUGGAUCAGGAUAAUGCGCAGGGCUAUGAUAGUGCUGUGGCUUUUAGCGGCCAGGAUAAUAGCAUUUCAUCAUCCAUACCAACAAUAGAGGAUUUCCUGGAUGAUGCAAAUAAUCCAGUGUCUGGUUAUGAGGGAAACUAUGAUCCCUAUGGCAUCUCGAAUGAUAUGUUUUCCCAAUCCUGGCGGCCUUCUUCCACCAGCGCCACAAUAAACAACAGUUGGUCGAGACCCACCGCCAAUUCGUAUACCAAAUCCUCAAAGAAGCCAAAAUCAAGGCCCAAUAGAUCCAGAGGUCGAACUAAAGUUCGAUAUGUCAAGUUAGUUACGAGAAAGAAACGCAAAAACGACAUUCGCACCAAAAGAUAUCGACCAUAAUUUUAAAUUGCAUCUUUUAAAAGGGUUUAAAGUUACUUUUCUGUAGUUUUCUUAAUUUAAUAUGUUAUUUAUUUAUAAUAAGUUCAAAAAUGCUUUCUUGUUACUAUUUAAAUUGAUUUGGUAUUAAACGAAAGAAAAAUAAACAUUUUUGUAAUCACAGUUAAUUGAUUUUGAUUUAAAACUAUUUAUGUCUUACCCAUUUUAAUUAAUUAAUCUUAAGUAUCAUCAAUUGCUUUGUAAGCCCUUACCUGUAAUAAAAGAGAAUAAAAG
Drosophila gunungcola (fruit fly) is the source of this 2034-nucleotide messenger RNA. RefSeq lists its product as uncharacterized. Lineage: Eukaryota; Metazoa; Arthropoda; Insecta; Diptera; Drosophilidae. The transcript has 2 exons. The record is from RefSeq and is a predicted model, not a curated record. The coding region runs from base 505 to 1764 and encodes 419 amino acids.